AUGCUUUUACACUCUCGCCGCGCCAACCUCGGGCAGCUUGUGGCGGCUCAGGCUGCCCGCCGGCCUCGCAAGACGGCAGCAGAGCACGGCCCUGUCCAGCUCAGUUAUGCUGAGCUCCACGCCCAGGCAACGAUGCUAGCCCAGAAACUGUGCGCCUUGCCGUUCCACGCCGAGGAGCCAGUCGUGAUCCUGGCUCCUCCUGGACUCGAGCACAUCAUCUCUCAGAUGGGAGUCGUCUAUGCCGGGGGAACGUGCCUGCCCCUGGACCCGUCCAUGAGUGAUGCUGAUAUUGAGGCCCGAGCCAACCUGGCCGGUGCCUGCAUUCUCAUCACAAGCCCGCAUGUCAAAGGCCGAGAGAUUUCAGUGCGGCACAAAAUCACUAUGCGCCCCGCCAAGAUCUGUCCGGCCGAGCUCGCCCAAGACAGUUUCAGCUUUCCCGUGCCUGUAGCCCCGGAUUACCGUUCCCAUAUUCUCUUCACGUCUGGCACGACAGGAAAGCCAAAGGGCGUUGAGAUUCUCGGACGGAGCAUCAUUCGUCUUCACAAGGGGGUCUUCGAUCCCGAAGACCGUGUGGCCCAUUGCAAUAGCGUCUCCUUCGAUGCGUCGUUGCUUGAUAUCUGGACGACUCUGAUGAUUGGGGCGACCGUAGUCGUGGUUGAGCGCGACACCCUCCUCAACCAACAGCUCUUUACACAACUCCUCGACCAGGAGAUCAUCACGGCCAUGUUCCUGACGAGUGUCGUGUUCAACGCGAUAGCCCUAUCAUAUCCCAGCGCUUUCAGCAAGUGCAACUCGGUCCUCACAGGCGGAGAGGCCCCCAACCAUGCUGCCAUCAGGAAGGUUUUGGAGAGGGGGCCUCCCAAGAGCUUCCUCCACGUAUACGGACUAACCGAGUGCGGCGUCUUGUCAACUUCUUACCAAGUCUCACUUUACGACGUAUGUCAAGGGUAUAUCCCUCUCGGGGAACCGCUGAAGAGCACGGAAUUAUUCUUGGUCAAUAACUCCCACCGGCUUGUCCGGGGACAAGGCACCGGCGAGCUGUUUAUAGGAGGUCAGGGUCUCGCCAGAGGAUACCUCGGCAAUGCCGCAAAGACGAGCUCGGCAUUUCUGCACAUCCCGGGGGUUGGUGGUGAUGGCGAGGUAAAGCUCCUUUACCGGACCGGCGACAUUGUUCAACGGGACGGUCAGGGACGUCUGUUCUGGCGGGGUCGUCGCAACAACGAGGUCAAGCAUCGAGGGCAUCGCGUCAGUCUCGACGCGAUUGAGUCUGCACUUCACUAG
Hirsutella rhossiliensis is the source of this 1281-nucleotide messenger RNA. RefSeq names its product AMP-binding enzyme domain-containing protein. The transcript has a single exon. The record is from RefSeq and is a predicted model, not a curated record. Gene Ontology annotation, molecular function: phosphopantetheine binding. NCBI's taxonomy places the organism in Eukaryota, Fungi, Ascomycota, Sordariomycetes, Hypocreales, Ophiocordycipitaceae. Gene Ontology annotation, biological process: amino acid activation for nonribosomal peptide biosynthetic process; secondary metabolite biosynthetic process. Gene Ontology annotation, cellular component: cytoplasm. Bases 1 to 1281 code for a protein of 426 amino acids.